AUGGCACGACUGCCGGGUGGAGAGGAGCGCAGCGGCCUCGGGGCGUGCAGGCCCACCGACCCCACCAGGCUCCCCCCCGGCUCCUGUCAGCAGCCCAGCCGCCUUAACCACCCGGACAACCGCGAGAGGCGGCCAAGACGCCGAAAGCGGCAACCGGGCAGCGGCCCAGACCCGUCACGACCGCCCGGCUCCCUCCUUCCGUCCCCCGUGAAGACGCAGGCGGGGCGGCGGCGGCGGCUUCCCGGGGGAGGCAGUUGGCUAGCGGGUGGGCGACGGGGAGGCCCCGGCAGGCUCCUCACCGCCGCUUCCCUGGACCCUCCGCCCCCCAAGCGGCCCUUCCCUCGCGCCCCCCGGGCCUCCCCUCCACCCCGCCUCGCUCGGGGAGCCGCAGAGGUGCCGAGCCCGCCAAGGCUGCGGCUGCCCAUCCAGCGCCGGGCCGGCCUGCCGAGAAGCCGCGCGCGAGGGCCGAGCGGCCGCCGCUCCCCUGGAGCCGAUCCGGGCGACUCACCGGCAGCGAAGGGCGAGCUGCUGCCAAGGACGCGCCAGGCCACGUGCCUCUCCGCAGCGGCCCCGCCGAGGCCCGCUCGGCCGACCGGGGAAGCGGAGCUGGGCUCGGCCGCCGCACCUUUGUCUGCCCGGCCCGAGAGGCUCCGCGGCCGCCCGGCUGGCCCGAAACCGCCGCUCAUGCCGGGCGGCCCGCCUGGAACGCCAGCAAUGCCGCCGGGCCGGUUGUCGAGCGGGGGCGGGGCGCAGGAGGCGGAGGAGGCGCCGUUCCGGCCCCCCAAGGCCGCUCCGCCUGGGCCGGGGCUGCUCCGGAGGGGCUCGCGGGGAGCGGAGGAGGCGGCGGCGGCGGCGGCGCCGAGGGAAGAAGCCCCCUCACUCCAGCUGGGCGAGGCCGCGAGGGGCGGCGCGGCGGCUCCAGGGACGGAGCAACGGCUCCCGCCCGCCUGCCCGGCUCACCUGGCCGCGCGCGCCGGGGCUCCGCCCCGCCCGCGAGCCUCCCCUCCCCGCGGGGCCAGGCCGGCCGGAGGGUGCCCGAGAGGGCUCCGGGGGCCGCCUGGGGCUUCUCCGAGGGCGCCGCGGGACGGGGCGCGACGGCCGCCCGGGGGAGUAGCCGGAGUCACGCGCCACCCCAGCCCGACGGCCGUGGCCGAACUGCGCCGCUGUCCCGAGUGGGCCGAGAAGGGGCCAGUUGGGGUCUCCUCGAAGCCCGCGCGGCCUCCACCCGGCUGCCUUUGA
Messenger RNA from Notechis scutatus (mainland tiger snake), 1239 nucleotides. Lineage: Eukaryota; Metazoa; Chordata; Lepidosauria; Squamata; Elapidae. The record is from RefSeq and is a predicted model, not a curated record.